UUCUACACCAUCCUCAGUCUCCCCUUCACCUCCUCAACAUCAAUCGCCACAAGCCUCUCGAAACAACAGCUCAAAGCCGCCUACCACAAAGCCCUCCUCAAACACCACCCAGACAAAACCCCCAGCGCAACCCCCAACGACCCAGACCUCCCACCCAGCCUCCAAAGACCCUACACGAUCGACGAAAUCACCACGGCCUACAAAACCCUCUCCGACCCGUCCCUCCGCACCGAAUACGACCGAUCGCUGCGUCUCGACCGCGCGCGGGUCGCGGAGCGGGAGAAGACCGGGACGGUGUUUCACACGGGACUGGAGGUUGUGGACUUGGAGGAUUUGGAGUUUGAGGAGGGGGGAGGGGCACAAGCAGAUGGGGAUGGGGAUUAUUGGUACAGGGGGUGUCGGUGUGGGGAUGAGAAGGGGUUUUUGGUCACGGAAGAGGAUCUAGAGAGGGAGGCGGAGCAUGGGGAGGUGGUUGUGGGUUGUAGGGGGUGUAGUUUGUGGAUGAAGGUGUUGUUUGCUGUUGAGGAGGAG
Aspergillus heteromorphus CBS 117.55 is the source of this 531-nucleotide messenger RNA. RefSeq lists its product as uncharacterized. The record is from RefSeq and is a predicted model, not a curated record. The transcript is spliced from 2 exons. Lineage: Eukaryota; Fungi; Ascomycota; Eurotiomycetes; Eurotiales; Aspergillaceae. Gene Ontology annotation, biological process: protein histidyl modification to diphthamide. Gene Ontology annotation, molecular function: metal ion binding. The annotation marks the transcript as partial.